Messenger RNA from Mytilinidion resinicola, 1000 nucleotides. Its product is annotated as fucose-specific lectin. Lineage: Eukaryota; Fungi; Ascomycota; Dothideomycetes; Mytilinidiales; Mytilinidiaceae. The record is from RefSeq and is a predicted model, not a curated record. The transcript has a single exon. Bases 143 to 925 code for a protein of 260 amino acids.
CGGACUUUACUUCAAAAGUGUUAACGAGACCUUUUCCGAUGAGUCAUGGUUUUCGCUUGGCGGCGUCUUCAUCUUCCCACCCGUAGCCGUGUCAAGGACAGAGUAUAUAAUAGACGUGCUUGGCGUUGGGACGGACGGGGCAAUGUACGAAAAACACUACGACCGUUUUAGUGGCGGCUGGAGCAGCGAUUGGGUGUCCCUUGGCGGAGUCUUUACAAGCCCACCAGCCAUAGUCUCGUGGGGUCCGAACAGGCUGGAUGUCUUCGCUAUCGGGAGCGAUGGGGCUAUGUGGCGCAAAGCAUGGGGCGGUAACAAUCCAACCGGGUGGGAUGUCGAGGAUUGGUAUUCUUUGGGGGGAAAGUUUUCCACACCGCCUGCUGUUGCGGCGCGGAUGCCUCGCCGGUUGGAUGUUGUGGCGCUGGGGACUGACAAUCAGUUGUAUCACAUAUCGUGGCAGGAAAAUUGGUCGAACUGGGAACCACUGGGGGGCCCAUUUCGUGGCACACCGACAAUUGUGUCUUGGGGGAAAGACAGGCUGGAUAUCUUUGUUCUGGGGACUGAUUACGUGGUCUGGCACAAGGCCUGGACGGGCAAUGCUUGGUCCGAUUGGGAGUCGCCGGGGGGAGACAUGAAGUGGGAAAGCGAGCCAGUCGCAGUGGUAUCAGACCUGAAUCGAAUUGAAUUGGUGGCACUCAACCAGACCGACGAUCAGAUGUAUCACAAAACGCUGGUAGCAUCUGAGUGGGGCGAAUGGGGGGGAAUUUUCAACGGUGUACUUACGGCAGUUUCGCUAGAGUCGAAGGGCUUGGACAUUUUUGGGAUUGGCACGGACAAUGCCAUGUGGCAUCACACUUGGAGUGAUGGACAGUGGGCAACGACUUACACCUGGGACCAAUUGGGUGGCGUAUUUGCGUUGACUGUGUGAAAGAUGCGGAAACCUUAUUUGAGAUAUUAUAUUCACAUGUGUAUGUACCGUAAUUAAUAGUUUAGUGUAAUUCUA